Messenger RNA from Thermothielavioides terrestris NRRL 8126, 1581 nucleotides. Its product is annotated as glycoside hydrolase family 7 protein. The transcript is spliced from 2 exons. The record is from RefSeq and is a predicted model, not a curated record. Gene Ontology annotation, biological process: carbohydrate metabolic process. Bases 1 to 1581 code for a protein of 526 amino acids. Gene Ontology annotation, cellular component: extracellular region. Lineage: Eukaryota; Fungi; Ascomycota; Sordariomycetes; Sordariales; Chaetomiaceae. Gene Ontology annotation, molecular function: cellulose binding; hydrolase activity, hydrolyzing O-glycosyl compounds.
AUGCACGCCAAGUUCGCGACCCUCGCCGCCCUUGUGGCGUCCGCCGCGGCCCAGCAGGCCUGCACACUCACGGCUGAGAACCACCCCACCCUGUCGUGGUCCAAGUGCACGUCCGGCGGCAGCUGCACCAGCGUCUCGGGCUCCGUCACCAUCGAUGCCAACUGGCGGUGGACUCACCAGGUCUCGAGCUCGACCAACUGCUACACGGGCAAUGAGUGGGACACGUCCAUCUGCACCGACGGUGCUUCGUGCGCCGCCGCCUGCUGCCUCGAUGGCGCCGACUACUCGGGCACCUAUGGCAUCACCACCAGCGGCAACGCCCUCAGCCUCCAGUUCGUCACUCAGGGCCCCUACUCGACCAACAUUGGCUCGCGUACCUACCUGAUGGCCUCGGACACCAAGUACCAGAUGUUCACUCUGCUCGGCAACGAGUUCACCUUCGACGUGGACGUCUCAGGCCUCGGCUGCGGUCUGAACGGCGCCCUCUACUUCGUCUCCAUGGACGAGGACGGUGGUCUUUCCAAGUACUCGGGCAACAAGGCUGGCGCCAAGUACGGCACCGGCUACUGCGACUCGCAGUGCCCCCGCGACCUCAAGUUCAUCAACGGCGAGGCUAACAACGUUGGCUGGACCCCGUCGUCCAACGACAAGAACGCCGGCUUGGGCAACUACGGCAGCUGCUGCUCCGAGAUGGAUGUCUGGGAGGCCAACAGCAUCUCGGCGGCCUACACGCCCCAUCCUUGCACUACCAUCGGCCAGACGCGCUGCGAGGGCGACGACUGCGGUGGUACCUACAGCACUGACCGCUACGCCGGCGAGUGCGACCCUGACGGAUGCGACUUCAACUCGUACCGCAUGGGCAACACGACCUUCUACGGCAAGGGCAUGACCGUCGACACCAGCAAGAAGUUCACGGUGGUGACCCAGUUCCUGACGGACUCGUCUGGCAACCUGUCCGAGAUCAAGCGCUUCUACGUCCAGAACGGCGUCGUCAUUCCCAACUCGAACUCCAACAUCGCGGGCGUCUCGGGCAACUCCAUCACCCAGGCCUUCUGCGAUGCUCAGAAGACCGCUUUCGGCGACACCAACGUCUUCGACCAAAAGGGCGGCCUGGCCCAGAUGGGCAAGGCUCUUGCCCAGCCCAUGGUCCUCGUCAUGUCCCUCUGGGACGACCACGCCGUCAACAUGCUCUGGCUCGACUCGACCUACCCGACCGACGCGGCCGGCAAGCCGGGCGCCGCCCGCGGUACCUGCCCCACCACCUCGGGCGUCCCCGCCGACGUCGAGUCCCAGGCGCCCAACUCCAAGGUCAUCUACUCCAACAUCCGCUUCGGCCCCAUCGGCUCCACCGUCUCCGGCCUGCCCGGCGGCGGCAGCAACCCCGGCGGCGGCUCCAGCUCCACCACCACCACCACCAGACCCGCCACCUCCACCACCUCCUCGGCCAGCUCCGGCCCGACCGGCGGUGGCACGGCUGCCCACUGGGGCCAGUGCGGCGGCAUCGGCUGGACCGGCCCGACCGUCUGCGCCUCGCCCUACACCUGCCAGAAGCUGAACGACUGGUACUACCAGUGCCUCUAA